Molecule: messenger RNA, 1590 nt
Organism: Colletotrichum gloeosporioides
Lineage: Eukaryota; Fungi; Ascomycota; Sordariomycetes; Glomerellales; Glomerellaceae
Product: MFS glucose transporter mfs1
Exons: 7
Coding region: 1-1590 (529 amino acids)
Biological process (GO): transmembrane transport; carbohydrate transport
Cellular component (GO): membrane
Molecular function (GO): carbohydrate:proton symporter activity
Source: RefSeq, a predicted model, not a curated record
AUGGGGUUCUUCAAGGGUCUCACGCAAAAAAAGCCCAAGAGCGAGGCUGUCGUUCAGGCUCAGGAAGAGGCACCCGACUUUGAGAAGGUCAACUGGAUGAAAGACCCUGGUCUGCGCAAGCUGUACUUCUACGCCUUCGUGCUCUGCGUUGCCUCAGCCACCACCGGUUACGAUGGAAUGUUCUUCAACUCCGUCCAGAACUUUGACUCAUGGCAGGAGUUCUUUAGCCACCCCAAGGGUGGCGAGCUUGGUCUUCUUGCUGCUCUUUACCAAAUCGGCAGUUUGGCUUCCAUGCCCGCAGUCCCCAUUAUCGCAGACAGAUUCGGCCGCAAGAUCCCCAUUGUGAUUGGAUGCAUCAUCAUGGUCGCUGGAGCUGCUCUCCAGGGCGCUUGCCAGAACAUGGGCAUGUUCAUGGGUGGUCGUGCCCUCCUUGGUUUCGGUAACUCAUUCGCCCAGAUCGCGUCGCCCAUGUUGCUCGCCGAACUUUGCCAUCCUCAACAUCGCGCCAGACUCACGACUGUCUACAACUGUCUCUGGAACGUCGGAGCUCUGAUCGUCGCCUGGCUGUCUUUCGGUACCGAGUUUCUCGGCAAUGAAUGGUCAUGGCGCAUCCCGGCUCUUGGCCAGGCUGUUCCCUCCGUCGUCCAGCUCAUCUUCAUCCUCUGGGUUCCCGAGUCUCCCAGAUUCCUCAUUUCCAGGGACCGCCACGAUGAGGCCUUGCAGAUCCUCGGCAAGUACCACGCCAAUGGUAACACCGAGCACCCCACGGUCCAGUUCGAGUUCCGCGAGAUUCGCGACACCAUCAAGCGCGAAAUGGCCGCCAAGGAGAGCAGCAGCUACCUUGACUUCCUGCGCACCGCCGGUAAUAAGUACCGUCUCAUGGUCUUGAUCUCUCUCGGUCUGUUCUCGCAAUGGUCCGGCAAUGCCAUCAUUUCCAACUACACCUCUAUCCUCUACGGCAACGCUGGUAUCGAGAGCGCCACGGCUAAGCUCGGUCUCUCCGCUGGCCAGACCGGUCUCUCUCUGAUCGUCUCCAUCACCCUGGCCCUGCAGGUCGACAAGUUCGGUCGCCGUCCCAUCUUCCUCGCCUCGACCGGCGGUAUGUUCAUGACAUUCGUCUUCUGGACUCUCUGCUCCGGUCUGUACGAGGAGCACGGCUCCCCCGGUUCCAACUACGCCAUGAUCUUCUUCAUCUGGCUCUUCGGCUUCUUCUACGCCUUCGCCUGGUCCGGUCUCCUCAUCGGUUACUCCAUCGAGAUCCUGCCCUACAAGCUGCGUGCCAAGGGUCUCAUGCUCGUCAACCUCGUCGUCCAGGCUGCCCUCACCCUCAACAACUACGCCAACCCCGUUGCCUUUGACCACUUUGAAGGCCACACCUGGAAGCUGUACCUCAUCUACACUUGCUGGAUCUUCCUCGAGCUCACCUUCGUCUACCUCUUCUACGUCGAGACUAAGGGCCCCACCCUCGAGGAACUCGUCAAGGUCAUCGACGGCCCCGACGCCGAGGUCGCGGACCUCGACCUUGCCCAGGUCGAGCAGGAGGUCAAGAUCGGCCACGAGGCCGAGGAGUUUGAGCACAAGCGCGGUUAG